Messenger RNA from Misgurnus anguillicaudatus (oriental weatherfish), 3529 nucleotides. The record is from RefSeq and is a predicted model, not a curated record. Lineage: Eukaryota; Metazoa; Chordata; Actinopteri; Cypriniformes; Cobitidae.
UUAUUUUGAAGUGCAACGUCCGGGCGCGUCUGUUCUGGGGUAAUUUCCUCUCACUUCACAGUCUGCUCACAGUAUCGGAUUUGAUAAAAACAUCCGAGUGUCAAAAUCCUGGUGAAUUUAUUUACACACAUAUAACCAGUGAGUUUGUGGAUCAUGCUGGGAGACUCAAAAACACAGCAGCCCAUCAUCAUCGAAUGACAGACACUGAGACCCUCUGAAUCUGUAGAAAUAAUUAUCGUGUUGUUUUGUGUUCAGUGCCGGACUGCGGCCCCGGGGCCUCCUGCUGCGAUCUUCAUCACUUUAAGUGGUCGUCUGAGGAUGUCUGCUUUGUUUAUCAUUCACUGCUCUUCAUGCCUGUUUCAGGUAGGAAGUGCCUAGGGGGAAGGUCACUGAGGAGUGAUGCCUGUUGAAAGUGGAAACAGCGCAGCCGCCCGUCAAGUCAAACAGAAGCGCAAGUCGCACAGUCUCUCCAUUCGGAGGACCAACAGCACCGAGCAGGACAGACCAGGCAUGCAGAGAGACAUGCUGGAGGGCCAGGACUCUAAGUUGCCGAUGGCCAUAAGGAGCAACCUAAUGGAUCUAUUCGGACAGAUUGAACGUGAAUUUGAAAAUCUCUACAUUGAAAACUUGGAGUUGAGGAGAGAGAUUGAUUCGCUGAAUGAACGUUUGGCUGGAGAGGGACAGACAGUCGAUGGAGGCGAUCUCAGCAAAGGAGCCUUGAAAACAAAAGCUAGUCACAGUACAAGUCAACUGUCCCAAAAACUAAAGACAACAUACAAGGCCUCAACAAGCAAGCGCUCAAAUUCUUUCCCGGGGAAAGUAGGUGGACCUCGCAACUUCAAUGUGGGGAACUGGGAGUUAUGGGGUGGAGACUCAUGGAUCGUGUCCAGUUUCAAAGCAACCACGUCACGUGCGGUCUGUCAACUGGCGAAGGAAUAUGUGGGUCACAGAGACGGGAUAUGGGAUCUGGCCGUGACUCGGGUUCAGCCGCUAGUUCUGGGCACGGCCUCAGCCGAUCACUGUUCAAUGCUGUGGAGUAUUGAGACUGGGAAAUGUCUGUUAAAAUACGUCGGUCAUGCUGGAUCAGUAAACUCCAUUAAGUUCCACCCUACAGAACAGAUGGCACUUACAGCGUCCGGGGACCAGACUGCACACAUCUGGCGUUACAUGGUACAGCUGCCACUUCCCCAGCCGCCAGCUGACAUCAGUGCCUCGCUGGACGAUGACGUGGAUUUCUCAGAUAAAGACGAGGCCGACGGGGAGGUGGAUGGGCCCAGUGAAUGCCCCACCAUCCGUGUUGCCACGACAACCUUGAAAAGCCACCAGGGGGUGGUGAUUGCAGCUGAUUGGCUGGUGGGAGGAAAGCAGGUGGUGACUGCAUCCUGGGACCGCGCUGCCAAUCUUUAUGAUGUAGAAACCUCUGAAUUGGUGCACACCCUCACAGGUCACGAUCAAGAGUUGACCCACUGCUGUACUCAUCCCACACAGCGCCUGGUGGUGACCUCAUCCAGGGACACAACCUUCCGCCUCUGGGAUUUCAGAGAUCCUUCCAUCCACUCGGUGAAUGUCUUCCAGGGUCACACAGACACUGUGACGUCAGCCGUUUUCACUGUGGGGGACAACGUGGUGUCUGGAAGUGACGAUCGCACCGUCAAGGUGUGGGACCUGAAGAACAUGAGAUCUCCGAUUGCUACCAUCCGCACCGACUCGGCUGUUAAUAGGAUAAGCGUCUCAGCGAACCAAAGAAUCAUUGCUCUACCGCAUGACAACAGACAGGUCAGGCUAUUCGACAUGAAUGGGGUUCGUCUGGCUCGCCUUCCACGGAGCAAUAGACAGGGUCAUCGUCGGAUGGUGUGCUGCUCGGCGUGGAAUGAAGAAAAUCAAGCCUGUAAUCUCUUCACUUGUGGCUUCGACCGCCAGGCCAUCGGCUGGAGCAUCAACAUCCCUGCCCUGCUACAGGAUAAGUGACGGGCUGGCACCCGCAUCCCACGUUUGCACAGUUUUACACGCGUAUACAAGCUUAGCACAGCCCAUCCGCACAAUCGCCACUGAAUCCUCUGAAACGUGUGCUUUGGUGCAACACCUGCAGUAGAUUUACUUCAUAUACGAUACGAUUCAGUGCUUCAUACCAGUUGCCGUCUCCUGUCUCGCGGGUCAUCCUGUCAUGCUUUGAACAGUGUGUGUGUGCUAUCGACAUCAGCGGACAACAACAGGCUUCAAAGAACAGCUGAUGUUUAAUACCAUAGUCCUUCUGCAUAUCUACGCUGUCUUCUCUGAGGUCAUAUAGUGUGGUGAAGUCUUGUUACCCUGUUUUUGCAUGAUUCAAGCUGGCAUUCGUGAAUUCUGAGAGAUUGGGGCAUUAUUAAAACCUUUGGUUGCUGUUACGUUCAAAUAAUUUUACACUUUAGCUGUGUUUUUGUUGUGCAAUGUGUUCAGUUUGUACAGAUAGCAUUUUAUUUUACGAUAGCAUUUUAGAAUUUUUUCUUGGUUUCGGCUUCGCUUUGUAUAGAGACGAGCCUUCAAAAGAAACCUUAGAGCACUCUGCCUUUGUGAAAGAAAAUCUGCAAUCACAUUUACGGAUCCGCACCUUCCCGACGUUCUGAUUGGAACCGUCGUUCACGCGGCCAAUCAGCUUCUUUCAGUAUCGCCGCAGUGCAUUUGCAUGAUAAAUCCAGCUCUUUGUCAAAUGUGAAGCGAAAUGCUGUAUAAUUGCUGUCGAAUCUUGUUCUUCACCUAUUUGAAAACAACAACAAAAAGACAUUGUAAGUAGUAGUUUGACUGUUUAUAGAGUACUGAAAAUUGAUGUUUGAUGUUUCAUUGAAAUGGCUUUUAAGUCUGCUAUACUUAAGAAUAAAGAGGUUUUCAGCUGUGUUCAAUAUUGAAAUAUUUGUCGGUAAUUAUUGGACCAAAUGUUGUCGGUGACGUUCUCAAUGCUACUGAUCCUUGAUAGGUUUGCAGAUAUGUACAUUAGACUCUGUGUGAUGUAUGUACAGAAAAAAGCAUCACUGCAGAUGCUGUCGGUCAUUUACGUGACUUGUUAUUAGGUUGUUAUAGUUCAGUAAUGCAGUGAUUAUACUAAUUAUAACCAAAACUACAUGAGUAGAAAUGCAGGUGGAAAACUAUUAUCGUAUUUUUCCAUGUAAACAGGUCAGUAAGUUCCACGAAAAAGAUGUUCAUGAUGUAAUAUUUGUAUGAUCUUCAUUUUAACGGACUCUCCGUAUUUGACAGAGAUGAAAUGUAUGUAAAACGGCAUAUAAAUGGCUUUUACUCAACUGUCAAUGAGCUACAAUCAUGCACACAUUUGACUCAGAAUGUUUUGUAAAAAUGUUGUAGAUCUGACUUGUAUAACAAUCUGUUGGGUAUUCGGUAUUGAGCCAUUUCUUAUUUUUCUUCUAUUCAAGAGUAACCUCAUUUACUGUAUUGGAAAAACUAUGUAUUGCAGCUUAAGACAAUUUAGAAAUGUAAAGUAGAAUCAAUAAAAAUCAUUCACUGCCUGGCUUCAGAAUAAAGUGACAUUUUUCAAUAGUCA